Kluyveromyces lactis is the source of this 1065-nucleotide messenger RNA. RefSeq names its product D-xylulose reductase XYL2 (gene XYL2). Gene Ontology annotation, molecular function: L-iditol 2-dehydrogenase (NAD+) activity; zinc ion binding. Gene Ontology annotation, biological process: D-sorbitol catabolic process. The coding region runs from base 1 to 1065 and encodes 354 amino acids. The transcript has a single exon. NCBI's taxonomy places the organism in Eukaryota, Fungi, Ascomycota, Saccharomycetes, Saccharomycetales, Saccharomycetaceae. The record is from RefSeq and is a predicted model, not a curated record.
AUGUCAGGCACACAAAAGGCGGUUGUGCUUCAAAAGAAGGGAGAAAUUACCUUCGAAGAUAUUCCAGCUCCAGAGAUCACCGAUUCUCAUUAUGUCAAAAUUCACGUCAAGAAGACCGGUAUCUGCGGUUCAGAUAUACAUUAUUAUACACAUGGUUCAAUUGGUGAGUUCGUGGUGAAGAAACCAAUGGUUUUGGGUCAUGAAUCUAGUGGUGUGGUUGUUGAAGUUGGUAAAGAUGUCACUUUAGUUCAAGUCGGCGACCGUGUUGCUAUAGAACCUGGCGUUCCAAGCAGAUACUCCGAUGAAACUAAGUCUGGACACUAUAACUUGUGUCCACAUAUGGCAUUUGCCGCAACUCCACCAUACGACGGUACUUUAGUUAAGUAUUAUUUAGCACCAGAGGAUUUCUUGGUGAAAUUGCCGGAUCAUGUCUCAUUCGAAGAAGGUGCAUGCGCUGAGCCUCUUGCUGUUGGUGUUCAUGCAAACAGAUUGGCUGAGACCAGUUUUGGGAAAAAUGUUGUUGUUUUUGGUGCAGGUCCAGUGGGUUUGGUCACAGGUGCCGUUGCUGCAGCCUUUGGUGCCUCUGCUGUCGUUUACGUUGAUGUCUUUGAGAAUAAAUUAGAAAGAUCUAAGGACUUUGGUGCCACCAAUACUAUUAAUUCUACGAAAUACAAGUCCGAAGACGAAUUGACUGAAGUCAUCAAAUCUGAAUUGAAGGGUGAACAGCCCGAAAUUGCCAUUGAUUGUUCUGGUGCAGAAAUUUGCAUUAGAACUGCCAUCAAAGUCUUGAAGGCAGGUGGCUCCUAUGUUCAAGUAGGUAUGGGUAAAGACAAUAUUAAUUUCCCAAUUGCCAUGAUCGGUGCCAAAGAAUUACGUGUUUUAGGGUCCUUCAGAUACUAUUUUAAUGACUACAAAAUUGCUGUGAAGUUAAUUUCUGAGGGUAAAGUCAACGUUAAGAAAAUGAUAACCCAUACGUUCAAGUUUGAGGAAGCUAUUGAUGCCUACAACUUUAACUUAGAGCAUGGCAGCGAAGUUGUCAAGACAAUGAUCGAUGGCCCGGAAUAG